Molecule: messenger RNA, 866 nt
Organism: Triticum urartu
Lineage: Eukaryota; Viridiplantae; Streptophyta; Magnoliopsida; Poales; Poaceae
Source: RefSeq, a predicted model, not a curated record
CUCGCCGCCGCUCGCCGUCUUUGAGGUGGCUCGCCGUUGACCUCCUUGCCACCAUGCCUUCCUGGAACGACGAGGAAACUAGCUCGGAGGAGGACUGCGAGGUCGUCAGCAUGGACAUGGGACUUAUGGAGGAACCAGACACCACUGUGGAGCCCCUUUUCUGUGGCCAACUUGAGCUUGCUCAUCCCAAGUGCAUUCUGCAUCAAAUGAGGCCUAUUAAGCGUGUUGCUUUUGAAGGGCCUUUAACAGGAAGGCGUUUCUAUGGCUGCCCAGUCCAGGAAAAUGGUGUGAAUUGUGGUGUUGUAGAGUGGGUUGAUGGGCCUUGGCCAACUGUUCUUCAGAGAUGUUUGUGCAAGCUAUGGGAGAUGUUCCAUGAGCAGAACUUUGGAAGGGUACAGGACAAGGAGAAGUUUGAGAAGGAGUUGGCCAGGCUUAAGAGUGAACAUGAAAGGGAGUUGGCCAAGCUUAGGGCUGAAAAUGACAAGCUUUGCAUUGAGUACACCAAGCUUGUUGAUGAUGUAUCCAAGAUGUUUGAUUGGCAGGAUGGUAGGGUGGACAAGAAGGUGCACCAGAAACAAGUGAAGGAGGAGGAAGAACUUGAGAAGAAGAAGAAGGAGCUAGAGGAGAAAGCUAUGUUGGAGGUGCAGAUGGAAAAGCUCAAACUUGCAAAAGAGCAGAGGUGCAUUUUGCAGAGCCAAGCUGAUAUCAUCAAGAACACCAGGAAGGCUAUGAAGGAUGUUCAAGUUGACAGAGAUGUUCUUAAGAAGGAGAAGGCAAAGCUUGAGCUUGUUGUUGCUGAGCUGCUGAAAGAAGGGUAUGGCAGCAAGAAGAAGAUAGAGCAAAUCAAGGCCAUCCUUGAUUCUUGA